Molecule: messenger RNA, 855 nt
Organism: Trypanosoma cruzi
Lineage: Eukaryota; Euglenozoa; Kinetoplastea; Trypanosomatida; Trypanosomatidae
Exons: 1
Coding region: 1-855 (284 amino acids)
Biological process (GO): lipid homeostasis
Cellular component (GO): endoplasmic reticulum; membrane
Source: RefSeq, a predicted model, not a curated record
AUGGGUCGAUACGGAGCCUAUGAUCUUUACGUUGCGCCUUUUGUGCGUGAUUUCACGGUGCUCUUGCCGAUGGUGGCGGUGUGGUUCGUUCUGCAGUGGGCGAUGCCGUCUUUGUACACGCGAAUAUUUGGUGCGUACUUUACACGACUGUCUCCAAAGAAGCGAGAGGAUGUCGUUGUGCGCAGUGUGAGUGUUCUCAACAGUUUUCUGAUGACCGGCGCGGCGGCCUGCUUUCUUUCCAACCUCUAUGCUCAUAACUUUACAUUGCCUGGUGAGUAUUAUGGGGAUAUUCCCGGUUAUUGCUUUUUUCGCAUUUCCAUCGUUUCCUACUUUGUCUGGGACAUCGUUGUCUGCUUCAUGUAUGGCUGGGGAGAGCUGUGGAAGAUACACGCCAUCGCCAGCUUAUUAGGGGCGUAUCUUUUAUCCUUCCCCUUCUCGGAUCACUACGCAUCGUACUUUACAGGUAUGUUUGAGCUGAGCAACGCCCCGCUGCAUCUCUCCGUCAUUAUGCGGACCCUUGACGUCAAGGCGCUUAAUCCUUUUGUCAUGGCCAUGGAAGGAGCAUUUGCGUUACUUUUUGUCGUCAUUCGUGUACUUGGCGGUACCAUCGUGGCGGCCGCGUGGUUGAAGUUGAGUUGCAUUCGACUGGUGGCAAAUUACUACACCGGCGGACGGCUGCUGCACGGCGAGGUUCCAGUCGUGAUAGCGAUGACGCUUAUUGUAGUGAUUCAGUUGCUGCAGUACAUUUGGUGUGUGGAGGUUGUGAGAAGAGUCAUUGAGGUCCUUGCGCCCUCCGCAACGACGAGGUGGAAGGCGAAGCAGGUCCGCACAGAUGCCAUUCAGCUCGACAAAUGA